Messenger RNA from Lepus europaeus (European hare), 1452 nucleotides. RefSeq names its product poly(A) binding protein interacting protein 2 (gene PAIP2). The transcript is spliced from 4 exons. Gene Ontology annotation, cellular component: cytoplasm. Bases 152 to 526 code for a protein of 124 amino acids. Lineage: Eukaryota; Metazoa; Chordata; Mammalia; Lagomorpha; Leporidae. The record is from RefSeq and is a predicted model, not a curated record. Gene Ontology annotation, biological process: negative regulation of translational initiation. Gene Ontology annotation, molecular function: mRNA regulatory element binding translation repressor activity.
UUGUUUGGACUGGAGAAGGGAGGCGGCGGGCAAAGCGCACGUCGAGCGGGGGAGCGGCGCUGCCUGUGGAGAUCCGCGGAGGCCGACAGGUUUCGUUGGCUGCCGUCCCCGCUGCCGUUCACUGGGUUAAAAACGACAAGCAACGCCAACCAUGAAAGAUCCAAGUCGCAGCAGUACUAGCCCAAGCAUCAUCAAUGAAGAUGUGAUUAUUAACGGUCAUUCUCAUGAAGAUGACAAUCCGUUUGCAGAAUACAUGUGGAUGGAGAAUGAAGAGGAAUUCAACAGACAAAUAGAAGAGGAGUUAUGGGAAGAAGAAUUUAUUGAACGCUGUUUCCAAGAAAUGCUGGAAGAAGAAGAAGAGCACGAGUGGUUUAUUCCAGCUCGAGAUCUCCCACAGACUAUGGACCAAAUCCAAGACCAGUUUAAUGACCUUGUUAUCAGUGAUGGCUCUUCUCUGGAAGAUCUUGUGGUCAAGAGCAAUCUGAAUCCAAAUGCAAAGGAGUUUGUUCCUGGGGUGAAGUACUAAAAUAUUUGAGUAGACGGGGCCCUCUUUUGGUGGAUGUAGCACAAUUUCCACACUGUGAAGGCAGUAUUAGAAGACUUAAUUGUAAAAGCUCUCUCUUGUCACUGUGUUACACUUAUGCAUUGCCAAAGUUUUUGUUAGUCUUGCAUGCUUAAUAAAAGUGCUGAGACUGUUAUUAAGUAAAAAGCUCUCAAACAUUUACUGAAAGUAGAACUGGCCCCUUGGCUUGAUGUGAAGAAAGCAAGGAAAAAAGCACCAGUCAAGUCGUGACAAAGCACCAAAUGAAACAACCUCUAGAUCUUACUAACUGGUCAGCUUUGAGACUGAACUGGUCCUGUAUGGUUAACUCACACUUGUUAAUCCCAAAACCUUUUUUAAAAAUGAGUAAAUUUAAAUUAAGUUCUAAUUGCUUAGCACAUUUCUCAGUUAAGACUUAAAUUUACAUUUGUCCCUAUCAAAAAUAAUCUUUUUUUUUUACCCCUUACUUUUUGCCUUCUUUGGUUACUGAGGUUAUAAGGUAACAGUUGAUCAGUUGAGAACUAGUCCUGGCUUUUGUGGUGUAUUAUCAUGUUAGAAAUACUGAAUUCUCCUAAUGUUACAUCUGAGGAAGUAUGUAACUUGAGAAUUACAUCAUAAAUAUGCCCUUGGGAAGUCUAACAUAUGACCAACAGCAUCCCAGAAUCCAGUUGAACAAAGAGACUGUGACAUGAUUUGAGUGGCGCUUUUCCUUGCUUUGUUAACCGUCACAACAGUCUACAGCACAACUUUUCUUUUAACAAAGCUAGAACAGUUUUGGCUUCUUAAACUUCAUAUUUGGGUAGGUUAAGCUGCCAUACGUGUUCAGUGUGAAUAGUGUUUAAGUUGAAAAUAUUGUAAAAAAAUUAUAUUUUUUCAAAAAUAUUUAAAAAAAUAAAUAAUAGUAGAACUGA